This is a messenger RNA of Musa acuminata AAA Group (dessert banana), 776 nucleotides long. RefSeq lists its product as uncharacterized. The transcript has 2 exons. The record is from RefSeq and is a predicted model, not a curated record. The coding region runs from base 98 to 739 and encodes 213 amino acids. NCBI's taxonomy places the organism in Eukaryota, Viridiplantae, Streptophyta, Magnoliopsida, Zingiberales, Musaceae.
CAGUUGGAAGAGAAGCCCAACUUACCUAUAACCAUCCCAUUGCUCCUCUCUCUCUCUCUCUUCUCUUACCUUCACCGUUCAAGAAAGAGAGGAGGCGAUGGGAAGGAGAAUAGCAUUUCCAUCGGAAGCCAACACGUCACUACACCCGUCACUCGUCGUCUGCCUCGUAGUUGCAUGGAUCGCAGCCGUCAUGGCCGUCGUCCUCUCCUUUUGCGCCACAUGCAACCGCAAGUCCUCGAGCAAGCAGUCUUCUCCGCGGUCGUCACCGUCGAACGAAUCCGUCGCGAAGCCUGCAGCUGAAACUACGCCUGCAGCUGCAGCGCAAGAACAAGACGAAAGCCCGGCACAAGAGAUGCAGCAGCAGAAGCAGGAGGAGAAGGAAGAGGAGCAAGUGACAGUCAUCGAGAUGGCGCCCGACGUCGCGACGCAUGGGCCCCUCCCUCCGACGGUGCUGCCGGCGUCGGCCUCGAAGCGGAAGCUUUCACUAAGCUUCGGAAAGGUGCCGGAGCGGCUGAGGACCAGCAGGAGGGAGCGGCACGGGAAGGGGAACGACUCGGAGGACUCGUUAUGGAAGAAAACCAUCAUCCUGGGCGAGAAGAACAGGAUCUCCACCGACGACGAGGAAGAGGUGGUGGACGAGAACGGGAACCGGCAGAGACACUACCACCCGAAGACGCCACGGUCGCGGCAGACUUCUCGGAACAACUCCUUCGCGCACCCCGACGAGACGCCGUCGUGAGCCACGGUCACCCGACGGGGAGUAGCCGGCGGUGAUC